Molecule: messenger RNA, 731 nt
Organism: Ixodes scapularis (black-legged tick)
Lineage: Eukaryota; Metazoa; Arthropoda; Arachnida; Ixodida; Ixodidae
Product: histone H2B
Exons: 1
Coding region: 67-441 (124 amino acids)
Cellular component (GO): nucleosome
Molecular function (GO): protein heterodimerization activity; structural constituent of chromatin; DNA binding
Source: RefSeq, a predicted model, not a curated record
GUUCCGCGCGUUGACGUGUUUCCCUGUCGUUCUAACCGGCAGGGCUGAGUGAAGACAGCUGAAAAAAUGCCACCCCAGCCGAGCGGAAAAGCCAUCAAGAAGGCCGGCAAGGCCCAAAAAGCCGUCCGCACGUCCGACAAGAAGAAGAAAAAGCGCAGGAGGAAGGAAAGCUUCAGUAUUUACAUCUAUAAGGUCCUGAAGCAAGUGCAUCCGGACACCGGCGUCUCCAGCAAAGCCAUGUCCAUCAUGAACAGCUUUGUCAACGACAUCUUCGAGAGGAUCGCAGCCGAGGCGUCGCGCCUGGCGCACUACAACAAGCGUUCCACCAUCACCAGCCGGGAGGUCCAGACCGCUGUUCGUCUGCUGCUGCCAGGUGAACUUGCCAAGCACGCAGUCUCCGAGGGGACCAAGGCGGUCACGAAGUACACCUCUUCAAAGUGAUCUGCUGUGGAACUUUUUUUUUUUUUUUUCCUCUUCUCAUUGCUAGUUUUGCCCUGCGUCUGUCAUCAUGCACUGUCUUUUUAAAAUUCCAUUUGUCGUGCUCUGUCGGACGUGCUUGCCGCUUCCCCGGCAACAAUCUGUGUCCACUCCUGGGAGAACAUUCCGCUGUUUCAAGAACCAAAGGAUGAAGAAAAGAAAGUCAUUAGCUUUGUGACCUACCAUCGUCAUGUAUCUUGUAUGUGCUGUCUACACGUUCCCAGGUUUCAAAUAAAGUGAUUUGGUUCUUGCAA